Molecule: messenger RNA, 538 nt
Organism: Periconia digitata
Lineage: Eukaryota; Fungi; Ascomycota; Dothideomycetes; Pleosporales; Periconiaceae
Source: the annotation of a GenBank genome assembly
UCCAACCUACGAAUUCACUAUGCGCAUCUCCAACGUUCUAUUCUGUUUGUGGCUCGGGCGUGUUGCAACUGCCCAACCUGAUGCAACUGCGAGCCCAGACUCAGAAUUGACACACGCCGAACGAACACGCUGCAUCGACCAGUCUGCUCCCCUUGUGGUCAAUACGAACAGUUCGCAGGUUUGUGUAGACAAUCGCUCGGCCGACGGCGAGGGGUUUACCUGCUAUCUUACUCUGGACUGCGACCUGUUUCUCUACAAAUACCCUUGCUGCGAAGCCUCGGAUGAUAACCAAAUUCUUACGGGGAGUCGUUGGCCCACGAACACACCCGUGGAACCAACUCAAGUGAUGGAAAGCAUGAAGGCGAGCAUGAGUAGCAUGCUUUCACCGACUUCGACCGCUCCAAGCUCCACGCCUCCUCCUACGCCUUCGCCGACAUCGGAUACUACUCCUUCGAAUGCAGUAACGAAUUCGUUCAGCUAUUCUGUUAUGAAGCUGAGUCUUUUGUGUACUCUGUGGGCGUUUGUCAAAAUUUCUUAG